Molecule: messenger RNA, 792 nt
Organism: Drosophila eugracilis
Lineage: Eukaryota; Metazoa; Arthropoda; Insecta; Diptera; Drosophilidae
Gene: Aprt
Product: adenine phosphoribosyltransferase
Exons: 3
Coding region: 120-665 (181 amino acids)
Biological process (GO): AMP salvage; adenine salvage
Cellular component (GO): cytoplasm
Molecular function (GO): AMP binding; adenine phosphoribosyltransferase activity; adenine binding
Source: RefSeq, a predicted model, not a curated record
UUAUCAGCUGUUCCCUUCAAUCAAUCCACAGUUGGGCACGCACUCACGUAGUUCUUAAAUCAUUUACCUCUGUAAAUUUCCCCUAUAAAUAAGUUAACAAAUAAAACAGAACCAAAAAGAUGAGCUCAAUCAGUGCGGAAGAGAAACUAAACUACGUGAAGUCCAAGAUUGGCGAGUAUCCGAACUUUCCGAAGGAGGGCAUUCUAUUCCGCGACAUUUUCGGAGCCCUGACCGAUGCCAAGGCCUGUGUUUACUUAAGGGAUUUGCUCGUGGAACACAUCCGGGAAAGCGUUCCAGAGGCAGAGAUUAUCGUGGGACUGGACUCACGGGGAUUCCUCUUCAAUCUUCUCAUAGCCACUGAGUUGGGUGUGGGAUGUGCUCCGAUUCGAAAGAAGGGCAAACUGGCGGGAGAAGUGGUGUCCGUGGAAUACAAACUCGAGUACGGUAGUGACACCUUUGAACUGCAACGAUCCGCCAUUCAGCCAGGCCAGAAGGUGGUAAUCGUAGAUGAUCUCCUAGCCACAGGUGGUUCCUUAUUUGCUGCGUCCGAACUUAUUCGCAAAGUAGGUGGCAUUGUCGUGGAAAGCUUGGUGGUCAUAGAACUAGUUGGCCUGGAGGGUCGCAAGAAGCUGGAUGGAAAAGUACAUUCCCUUAUCAAGUACUGAGAGUUAAUCAAAUUGUGACGAAGACCUUCCACAUUUGCAUUUACUUACUACCUCUCAAGGGGGCUUUUCAAAUAGCAAAUUUUUAUACCAACUUUGAUAUAUUAACAUAAUAUAAAACUGAGGCAUA